AUGACCAUGCCGGCCUCGUCCCCCUCCGGUGGCAGUGCCUGUGCCCCAUCGCCGCCGCCGCCACCGCCGCCGCCGCCGCGGGCUAUGAAGCGUGAGCUCGCCUUCGCGCUCCAGUCCCUCUCCGAGAUCUCUGCCUCCCCCGGCCGCACGCGCUCCGGCCGCCCCAUCUCUUCCCUUCCGGACCCAUCGGCAUCAGCAUCUCUCAAGAGGCGCAAGAGAUCCGACCCGUCCGCCCUCGCCCCCGCCCCCGGCCCCGCAGCCUAUCCCGUCUCCCCGCCCACGUCGCCUAUCGACGCCGAGCCGCCUAACCAGCCCCUCCUUGACAUCAUCCAACCGCUCCAUGGAUCUAAUCCUCCCACCGCCUCUGACCACCGAUCCGAUUCCAAUGCCACUCAAGAGGUCAUUCUGCAAUCGAUGCUGGAAGCCCCCCAGCCAUCGCACGCUGACACUGCAGCAGAGGACUCGGCAAUGGAAGUGAUUGCAAAGGUGAAUCUGCCCGCAGCAGAGGAUAGUGCAGCAGAGACUGCAACAGAGGACUCAGCAAUGGAAGUGAUUGCAAAGCUGAAUGUGCUCGCAGAGGAUGGUGCAUCAAAGCCGCGUGUGGCCGCAGAGGACACUGCAGCAGUAGCACCAACUCUGCUGGAAACCACCAUUGCAGAUAGUGCAUCAAAGCCGAAUGUGGCCGCAGAGGAUACUGCAGGAGUACCACCAACUCUGCUGGAAACCACCAUUGCAGCUGGAAAUGACCAGUGUGAUAACACAAACUCGAAUGGAGCAAGUCUACAGCAGCAGGCCGUCACCAUUGCAGCUGGAAACGACCAGUGUGAUAACUCAAACUCAAAUGGAGCAAGUCUACAGCAGCAGGCCGUGGACAAUGUAUUACUCUCCAAUACUAUGCUAGCUGAGGACGCUGCCACACCUGUGGCUGCUGCCGAGCUCAAGCCUGCAAGGCGCUUCACCCGAUCACUGCUCAAGAAUAAUAAACCGGACAAAGAAGAGUCUGCAGCUUGUGAAAGUCAGGCGACACCAGAUGGCAGCAAGGAUGCCUCAUUUGAUUUCGCUUUGCUCCUGGAGAAGCCUCAGAGAAGGUUCACAAGGUCGUUGCUCAAGACAAAGGUUGAGAGCAGUUUGCUUGGAUCUGACGAUGCGCUGGACAGCACAUCUGACUCCCCUCCAUCAGUGAAGAAGAUGGAGAUGAAGAUGUCAAAGAAAGUUGCCUGCCUCACGAAGCAUCCUGGAAACAUUAGAGAGCUGCUCAAUACAGGCCUGCUCGAAGGGAUGCCAGUUAUGUACAUCAUUCCUCAUAGCAAGAAGGCUGUGCUAAAAGGAGUGAUUACUGGUUGCAAUAUACUUUGCUUUUGCCUGUCCUGUAAUGGCGCCAAGGCUGUUUCAGCUUAUUACUUUGAACAACAUGCUGGAAGCACCAAAAAACACCCUGCUGAUUACAUUUACUUAGGGAAUGGCAAUAGUUUGCGUGACGUGCUGCGUGCAUCUGACAGAUCUCCCUUGGAGGCUCUGGAAAAAACGAUUCGUUCUUCCAUUGAUCCAGUAGUUAAAAGGAGCCGCGUUAAUUGUUUGAAUUGCAAUGAGCCUGUUCUUCCGUCAUCACAAACUGAAAACAUACUGUGUCAAGUUUGCCUCGAGUCAAAGCAACCUCAAGAUCCUCUUACCGCAUCGUAUACAUGUAAUGGCAGUUCGAGUCUGACUCCAGGUUCCAAGGAGGCUUUGCUAAAGAACAUAUCAUCAGGCAAGAAGGGUGGGAGUGCUGGCAAAGUAACAAACAAGGAUAACAGACUACACAAAUUGGUCUUUAAUGUUUUGCUUGAUGGCACAGAAGUAGCUUACUAUGUUGAUGGGCAGAGAAAGGUUGACGGGUAUAUCAAGGAUCAAAGAAUCUACUGUAAUCACUGCAACAGAGUGGUUAGCCCAUCAGCAUUUGAAGCUCAUGCGGGUGAGGGAUCAAGGCGCAAACCGUAUGAUAACAUAUUCACAUCAAACGGAGUAUCAUUGCAUGAGCUGGCAAUGAAAAUAUCAAAGGAUAUGGAACUGUCAGAACGCGAGACAGAUGAUCUGUGCAGAGAAUGUGGUCAGGGGGGAGACAUUUUCCCGUGCAAAAUCUGUCCAAGGUCAUUUCAUCCAGCUUGUGUUGGACUGUCUAAAGUCCCCUCCGAAUGGUAUUGUGAUAAUUGUCGCAAUCUUGUGCAAAAAGAAAAGGCUUUAGCACAGAACAAAAAUGCUAAAGCUGCUGGGAGGCAAGCUGGAGUUGAUUCCAUUGAACAGAUAAUGAAGAGAGCUAUACGGAUUGUCCCCAUUUCUGAUGAUCUUGGAGGCUGUGCUCUAUGCAAACAGAAAGAUUUCAACAAUGCUGUGUUUGAUGAGCGCACUGUGAUACUCUGUGACCAAUGUGAGAAAGAGUAUCAUGUCGGAUGCUUGCAGAGUCAAUGGCAAGUAGAACUAAAGGAAUUGCCAGAGGGGGAGUGGUUCUGUUGCAGUAGUUGCUCUGAGACACGAUCUUCAUUGGACAAGAUAAUCUCCAAUGGAGCUCAACUAUUGGCAGAGCCAGAUCUUGAAAUCAUAAGGAAGAAACAUGAGACAAGAGGUUUAUGCAUGGACACCAGUAAAGAUCUCAAAUGGCAAUUACUUUCUGGUAAAAGGGCUACUGAAGAGGGAAGCUUAUUGCUCUCUGCUGCAGUGCCAAUUUUUCAUCAAUCUUUUGAUCCGAUCCGUGAAGCUCUCACUGGUAGAGAUUUGAUUCCUGAGAUGGUUAACGGGAGGGGACCUAAGGAGGGAAUGCCCGGACAAGAUUACAGUGGAAUGUACUGUGCACUGUUAACUGUGGGCUCUGCUGUGGUGUCAGCAGCACUUAUGCGUGUGAUGGGAGGUGAUGUGGCUGAGCUGCCACUAGUUGCUACAAGCCAGGAUGUUCAAGGGCUGGGCUACUUCCAAGCCUUGUUCUCAUGCAUAGAGAGGGUGCUAGUCUCGCUGAAGAUCAAGCACUUUGUGCUUCCAGCUGCACAUGAAGCUGAAGGGAUCUGGAUGAAGAAAUUUGGCUUCUCUAGGAUCCUUCCUGAAGAGCUGGAAGCUUGUCUUAAUGGGGCACACCUGACUAUAUUCCAUGGAACGUCAUACCUGUACAAGGCUGUUCCAAUGUCAUGA
This is a messenger RNA of Miscanthus lutarioriparius, 3156 nucleotides long. NCBI's taxonomy places the organism in Eukaryota, Viridiplantae, Streptophyta, Magnoliopsida, Poales, Poaceae. The record is from the annotation of a GenBank genome assembly.